GGGGAUAUAUUGUGCGUUUGUCAUGACGUCAUGUAUCAAUAUUCCUGUGCUGUAGUGGCAAGAAAUUUAAAAUGUAUAUUUUUCAUUAUUAUGCGGACAUUUAUCGAAAAAUAUACUUAAGAUAAUUAGUUUUAAAACAUCACUCUGUAAAUUAAUGUAGUUAUAAAUUUUAUAUAUUAAGCGAUAUGUGGGUUUUUGGGUAUGGUUCUCUUAUAUGGAAAAUCGACUUUCCAUAUGAAGAAAAAAUAUUAGGAUAUAUCAAAGGGUUCGAUAGAAGGUUUUAUCAACUCAGUACAGAUCACAGGGGAACUCCUGAGAAUCCUGGAAGAGUUGUUACCUUGAUACCAUCGAAUGAAGAAUCAAAAGUAUACGGAGUGGCGUAUAAAAUCCGUGAAAAGGAAAUACAAGACGUCGUCGAUCACUUAGAUUAUAGGGAAAAGGGUGGCUACGAAAAAAAAAUCCUUAAAUUUUAUCCACUUUCAAAAGAUGAACAACCGUUCGACAUUACAAUCUACCUCGGUGAUCACAACAACGUUAAUUAUGGGGGUCCCGCCGAUUUGAAUGAAAUAGCAACACAGGUAGUCAACAGCACAGGACCAAGCGGUCCUAACAUGGAAUAUGUUUUUAAUUUGGCCAAAUCCAUGAGAAAGUUCUUUCCUCAAGUUCACGACGAACAUUUAUUCGAGCUGGAGAAGAAGUGUCUCAAGUUGUUAAACGAAAGUAAUGGUGUAUUAAGAAACGGUAACUAAAUUGCCUAAAACCAAUGUUUAAUUCGCUUGUCAUUUUUUAACGAAAAAAUAGUUCAAAUAUCGUGAUCAUGUUUUAUCUUUAAUUGAUAGAAAUUAAUAAAUGUUUGGUUUUGAUGUUGUGCAGAUAAAUUUUAUAUAAGUAUUAAAUAUUUAUUUUUUAAAUAUUAGGGAGUUCCAGUGUCCAUAUGCUUCGGCCUUUUUAAAGCACUUUUUAUAGAACAUUUAACGAAAGUGCCAAUUUCAAAUCGACAAAUUAAUCAGAACAAAAGUAAAUUAACUGUAUCUUAUGCUCUGGGUUAUUCCAUAUAUGAAAUGCGCUUUCCAAGUGUUAUAUUCGGUAAAUUAUUGGCUUUAUAUGUACAUAUAUUGAUGUAUUAUUAAAAUAUUUUUUAUCUCAA
This is a messenger RNA of Psylliodes chrysocephalus, 1147 nucleotides long. NCBI's taxonomy places the organism in Eukaryota, Metazoa, Arthropoda, Insecta, Coleoptera, Chrysomelidae. The record is from the annotation of a GenBank genome assembly.